GAUAGUUUCUGCUAGGAAACUUAGGCCAGAACAUACCUCAAACCUCUACUUGCAACCCGUGAGAGAAGGGCUAAGCCAGUGCCAAUCUAGCCUUGGAGACAAGGAUGAGAAGGAUAAUUUCUGCUGUGAUGAUUAUUCUGUUCUGCAUUUCACUAGGUGGCAUAACUAUAAUAUGCAGAUACUGCAAUCUCUCACUCCCCUUCCAUGGCUGCCUUUUGGAUGCUGGCACCUGCAGAGCCAACACUGGUCAAUAUUGUAAAUUUGAGUACCAGGAGCAAGGUGGUGUGAAGUGGUUCACAGUUAAAGGCUGUACUAGUGCCAAAGAGGUUUGUCAUGUAAGGAGAACAAUCGGCAAUACUGUUCGUGUCACCAAAUGCUGCUACCAUGACAUGUGCAAUCUCUGAACCAGAAUUCCCGACUGGAUCAUCUGGGUCAUAGAAGUGAGAUGAUGCCAAUUUACAAGCAGCCUGCCAUUAGGAUAGCAAUGUAUAUGUUUUUCUUGGGGUGAGUUGAUCACAAUCUAGUGGUUGAUCAUAGGACCUGGUAAAUUGUAGAGCACCUGCUGUCACCAUACUUCCCUCUUCUCAUCCUAUGGAAUAGUGGGCUUGGGAAGGAAUGUGCCCAAAGGCUGGCAACACAUUAAUAUUGCUAAAGCUUACUGCAGCCACUCUCCUCACUCCUAUUGGAGGGAUGCCCCAUUGGCAUCCUUAUUACCAGAAAAACAAACAAAAACCCAGUAGCUUCUAUCCAUCCCCACCAUCCUCCUAAAAAGGUAGAUGACUCCUAUCCCAUUACUAGUAUUGGUACAGAUUGUUAUCCUACCAUAUAUUAUUCAAAAUCGUACUCCCCUGGUUUCUUCUUUCAUGUUCAGAAGAGUUCUAAUAGUGGCACACUACAUUAAUAUUAGUAUCCUGAAAGAGUUAAAUUGGUUUUCAAAGUGACCUAAUUUAUUUCUCUUGAAUAGUUUGUACACUUGAGGAAUAUUAAUAUCUUGAAUAUUCCCAAAAAAGAAUAAAGUUUAAGAAAAGGCAAAUUUGUGGACACUAUGAGAUAAAGCUUUAGGAUAGAGGAUUGUCAUUUUCAAACAUGGCUUCUCCCAAUGACAAAAGACUGCAAGACUUUCCUUCUGCAGUGAGAGUCCUAAGCACACAGCAUUUACAUAAAGGUAGGCAGGUGGGGCAAUCCAAAUGAAACUCCUACCUAUAAGAAGUAGAUGAGGAUCUGGCCUGAAAUAAUUUCACAGUUUUUUGGUAAUGCCGAUCAGAGUGCUGCUUUUGUUUAGCGCUUUAUGAAUAUUAUUGUGGGAUGGGGGAGACAAU
Molecule: messenger RNA, 1319 nt
Organism: Dromiciops gliroides (monito del monte)
Lineage: Eukaryota; Metazoa; Chordata; Mammalia; Microbiotheria; Microbiotheriidae
Gene: C1H9orf57
Product: chromosome 1 C9orf57 homolog
Exons: 4
Coding region: 105-404 (99 amino acids)
Source: RefSeq, a predicted model, not a curated record